AUGAACGAACUGGCAGCUGAGCUCAUAUUGCGACCAGUUCAACUAGUUAAGGUGGAACCGACGCCCCAAGCGGCUGGGAAUGCGACCAUUGCGACGCAGAUGCAGAGCAUUGAUAAUGACUUUGUCAUCAACGUUUUGAAUCGCAUCGAUGACGUCUAUCACUUUCACAAUCUCAUCUUCUACAUAUCGGAGAAACUGAAUCUGAAUGGUGAAGGCGGCAGCGAUUUCUUCAAGAAAUUUUGGCUCAAAUUUCCGCUCGUGCCGCGCAUCAUCGUGAGAAACAACUACAGCUCGAUCAACUCGAAUAGCUCGAUACGGAGUCUGAUAAGCACGCCAUCUCUAGUGCUGAUCUUUACCACACACCGCAGCGAUCCCAUAAUGGAGGUCGCCUCGGAGACACUCACGGGCAUCCGCUGGCUGAAGACGAUCUUCGUUCUGUUUCCAUAUCUGAGCAGCGCCAACUAUCACGAGAACUUUGAGACCUUUACCCAAUUCUCCAAUAUAUACCACGAUAUUCUCCGUUGGUCCUGGACCAAACAGUUCAUCAAUACGCUGCUGCUGACCAUCAGCAACAACGUCUACCAGCUGAAUCCGUAUCCAACGCAGCAGUUUGUGAAUAAGACCGACCAUUGGAGUACUCAGGACUUCUUUCGGCCACUCAGCAGCAAUAUGAUGGGCUAUGUGGUGAACACGCCCGUUUUUUAUGAUAUGCCACGCGUGUUUAAAGGUGCGGAUCAGAAGACAGUCUAUGGCACCAGUGGGAAGCUAUUUCUCGGAUUCCUCGACUUUGUGAAUGCCUCGAUGCAUGACACCUCGGCUAACCUCAGCAUGACUACCUUUAAUCUGCCGAAUCUCCUGGAACUCGUCGCUCAGGGCGUCUAUGAGACGUUGAUUCACUCCUACACAGAUCUCAUUGGCAAUUACUCGGUCAGCUUCAGCUAUCCGAUUGGCAUCAACGACUGGUGCCUGAUGGUGCCCUAUCGCAACGAUUCGCUGCAGGAACUGUACGUCCGCGAGGCUCUGCAGAACAAUGUCUGGCUGCUGCUAAUCCUGACGAUGCUGUACAUGGGCUUUGCCCUCUGGCUUUGCUCGCCGCAACGUCCGAGGGAUCUCAGCGCCGCGCUGCUGCAAUGCAUCUGCAGCCUGACCAACAGUCCGCCCACAUCGAUUGUAAGGACUAGGGCAAGACGCAUGCGCUAUCUGUAUCUAGUCCUCACCAUAAUGGGCAUGGUCGCCUCCAACAUGUACAUCAGCAAGAUGGCUAGCUACUUCACCUCACCACCACCUGAGCGACAGAUGAAUACGCCGCAGGACAUUAUUGAUGCCAAUCUGAUCAUCUAUGUGCAGGAUUUCGAAUACGAUGCACUGGCUCGUAAGAAGGAGCUGUAUACGGCGCGUUUUCUCCAGCAAAUCGUUGUGGCCGAUGCAAACUUCAUUCAACAGCAUCGCGACCUGCUGAACACUACCUUUGGCUACUUUAUCUCUAGCGAUCGCUGGGAAUUGAUAGUCAUGCUGCAGAAACACCUCCGAGUGCCGGUCUUUAGGCUAACUGAAAUCUGUUCGGGCCCUUUUUUUCACGUUUACCCCAUGCAUCUGGACUCGCAUCUGCAAUCGCCCCUACAGAACUUUAUACUGAUUUCUCAGGAAUCGGGACUGCGACACCACUGGAAGUGGCAGUCCUUCUGGGAGGCACUGUAUAUGCGGGUCAUUCGCCUCAUAAUUCUGGAUGAGCAGCCGCAACCACUCAGCAUGACCUUCUUGUCCAGCAUGAUGCGCACCUGGUGCAUGGGUCUUAUCUUGGCUGGCACUGUAUUUAUCCUGGAGAUGAAAUGGCAUCAGCAUGUGAUGAAGGUGCAUUGCCUCAAGCUGUGGCACAAGCUGAAAAGCAGCUUAAAGAGGCGCACGAGCUAUAGAAGGAGAAUCUAA
Drosophila hydei is the source of this 1926-nucleotide messenger RNA. RefSeq lists its product as uncharacterized. The transcript has a single exon. The coding region runs from base 1 to 1926 and encodes 641 amino acids. Lineage: Eukaryota; Metazoa; Arthropoda; Insecta; Diptera; Drosophilidae. The record is from RefSeq and is a predicted model, not a curated record.